UGUGUUUUGGUGGUUUAUUUGGCGCUGAGACGCGAGUGCUGUCAGUCAGUCAGUCAGUCAGUCGAGCUCUACUCCGGUGGUCUGGUUAUCUCACAGAGGUGCUUUCUCUUUCAGCGAAUGGAAUCGCCACAAAAAUGCGUUGCUAAUGAAUGUGUUUCUGCAAUAUGAAGAAUGGAAGAAGACGAUGUGACGAUUAGAGAGCAGAAUUUCCACAGCCAAGUGCGCGAGUACAUUGUCUGCUUCCUCCUGUUUGCAGUGCUGUACAUUGUGUCGUACUGCGUCAUCUCACGCUACAAGAGAAAAAGCGAUGACCAGGAAGAUGAGGAUGCCAUCGUCAACAGAAUAUCUAUGUACCUGUGUACAUUCACACUGGCAGUGUCUGGAGGGGUUGUCCUUCUCUUACCGUUUUCUAUAAUCAGUAAUGAGAUCCUGCUCUCCUUACCAAAAAACUACUACAUACAAUGGCUCAAUGGAUCACUCAUUCAUGGCCUGUGGAACCUUAUGUCCCUUUUUUCAAAUCUCUGUCUCUUUGUGCUGAUGCCUUUUGCCUACUUCUUCCUGGAGUCCGAGGGCUUCGCUGGUUCGAAAAAGGGCAUAAAGGCUCGAGUGCUGGAGACCUUUGUCAUGCUCUUUCUGCUGGCUCUCCUCAUCCUGGGCAUUGUAUGGGUGGCGUCCGCUCUCAUCGACAAUGAUGCUGCCAGCAUGGAAUCGCUCUACGAUUUAUGGGAGUUUUAUCUGCCAUACCUCUACUCCUGCAUCUCUCUGAUGGGAGGCCUUCUUCUUUUCUCGUCAGUGUGUACUCCAGUAGGGCUGUCACGCAUGUUCACAGUGAUGGGCCAAUUACUAGUCAAACCCACAAUUUUAGAGGAUCUGGAUGAGCAGAUCUAUUGUAUACAGCUGCAGGAAGAGGCCUUGGAGCGUAGACUCAAUGGUACGAUGUCAAACUCUUAUUUCCAUGGAAACUCUCAGCACCAUCUCUACAAAGAGCUGGACAACAUUCGCAAUCAGAGGAACAAACUCGAAAGGAGAAAGAAGGCCUCCGCCUGGGAAAAGAACCUCCUUUAUCCUAUAGUGAUGCUGAUCCUGCUUGCUGGAACGGCGAUUUCUGUUCUCCUGGUUGCCCUGAACAUUGUGUACUUGCUUGUUGAUGAGACGGCUUUGCCAAAGGGUUCAACGGAAAGAGAUAUUGGCAAUGCCUCCUUAUCCAAAUUUGGAGUUGCCCAGGCGGUUAUCGAAAUCAUUCUCAUGUUUUAUCUGAUGGUCUCAUCUGUGGUUGGCUUCUAUAGCCUUCGCAUCUUUCAGGAGCUCACACCCAGAAAGGACGACACUACCAUGACAACGAUCAUUGGUUGCUGUGUAUCCAUUCUAGUGCUGAGCUCGGCCUUGCCUGUCAUGUCCCGAACACUUGGAAUAACAAGGUUUGAUCUCCUGGGUGAUUUUGGACGGUUUAAUUGGCUUGGAAAUUUUUACAUCGUACUUUCGUACAAUCUCCUGUUUGCUGUGGUAACCACAUUGUGUCUGGUCCGAAAAUUCACAUCUGCUGUGCGAGAGGAACUCCUCAAAGCCCUCGGUCUGGAUAAAUUAAAUCUGUCCAACAGUACGACAGAUGCAGAGUCAGGGAAACAUGCUGUCAACGGGCAUCAGAAAACUCUGUGAGAACAAAAUCGAGCCAUUCUCACAAACUCAUGUUAUGUGUAUGCAGUUGGCUUUUUCAUUUUAACGGUACAGUGGUAUUUAAUCAGAGAGCAUCAAAAAAACAAAACAAAACAAAAAAGUUGAAGUGUUUAGACUUUGAGUAGUCAACCUACAAGACAGUAGAGUACAUACCGCUGAACCUCACUGCAGAAUGCUUCCAAGCUCUAACCAGGCUGAGAUUCACUAAGAUUUCAUUUGGAUUAGCAAUGUUUGUUGUUCAGCUUAUAAGUGCUUUCAUUUCAAUUCUCUUAAGUGAGAAAACGUUAUUUUCUUGCUGACCUGCACACCUAAAAGGCCUCCUGACUGCACCCUUCAAUGAGGGAUUAUUAUUAUAUUUAUUAGCUAUAAUUUUUCUCUAGUUUGGUUAGGGAAAUAUUAAGCUGUUUGCCAAGCUGAUAAUUUCAUGUGUAAUGAAGCAUGCAUUAGUCUCAAUUAGGGCUUAUAAUUUUCCUCCUUAAUUAUUGUUUGAUGACAUUUUGUGCCCUUGUAGAUCAGUAUUUUGUAAAGUUCAAUUUGGACCUCGUUAAAAAUAAAAAACAGGUUUAGUUCCCAUAAAAACAGCACACAAAUGACAUAUAAACAUUUUUGAUAAUGGCAAGAGAGGCACCUUUAUUACACAUGAUAUUAGUACUAAUAUUAGAAACUACAUUCUCUGAAGAAUUGCAGAGUGGUCAAAUUUAACAGUGACAAAGAAAUCGUUGCAGUGAGUCUAACUGAACAUAGAUAAUCUCAAGUUAAGUUAUAGCUAAGUUAUGCUUUAAUGCCAAAUUAACUGGUUCUUAUGCAAAUGGGGCACAUUACAAAAUCAGUUCAAAAAAAUCUACAAGCAAAAUGUGAUGGCCAGUCACAAUGACAAAUACUAAUUGUCAGCAUUGGUCUAUAGCUGUCAAAUUUAUUGCUUGAAUUUUGAUAUGUAAAGUAAGUUUUGUAGGCUGAAAACUUAUUCUUUGUCUGCCAUUGCAUAUGUUUACAUUCACUUUGUUAAAAUGAAGAUCAAUUAUUAUUUAUAAGUUGAUCAAUUAUAAAUGAGGAAGCAAUGUGAUUUUAGUUUCCUCAUGCUUUACUGUGACAAUUCAGGUUUGUUGGAUGUGACAGAAUUAAGUAAUGGGAAUUGACAAGGAAACUCCCCAAACAUGUGCCUUACUCACAAUAUUGGCAUAUACUGGGUAGUAUUGAAAAAUGACACAGAGUGAAGGAGCCUACCUGCCAAAUUUCUUCUUGCACUGCAACUGCUCUUGUUGUUUUCAUUGGUAGGCAGGGUUCCGAUGUGGACAUUAUGGGUUCGAGUCACUACCAACAACCAGCUUAAUAUGUUACUGUGUUUACUUGAACUGGUUGCGGCAGAUUGUGUUUUGGAAUGUUGCGACCUGCCAGUCACUCUUGGCAAAAUCACCUCAAUGAUUUAACACGUUUAAUGGAGUGUAGUGUAUUGUAGUCUUGAAUAAGGGAGGCGACAGAAUUGAAAAGACAGCAGAGAAAUGCUGCUCUAUUGUCGUAGUAGUAAAAUGCACCAAAUAUUUGGGAGAAGGUGAGGCACAAUCUUGGGAUAUGCUUCCUGUUCCUGUACUUAAAUCUGCUGCUACUUCCUUCACAACAUUUGAUACUAUACUAUACUAUGCUACAUGUACUACGCAAACUAAGAGCAUGUAACCAAUAACAUGCAUCCUUUGAACUUGGUUAUUGCUGCAGAGCUUGUAAGGAUCUGUGUAUUUGCCUUAUUUCAACAUCACUAGCAAAACAGCCUUCAAACAUCUAGUCUGUACCUCUGCAGCUGCUUUGCUUUUUGCAAAUGGCAGAUUAUCCAUGAAGAUAUUUGUGUGUUUUUCCACUCACUCUCAUGCUGGAUUUUAAGCCAGCUCAGUCUGUUCGGUCUGAUGAAAUACUGGUCUACGCAGAUCAAAGGCUAAACGCUUACAUUAUGUAGGAUCUUGUAUAUAAAGGCUGUGAAAACAGGACUGUAGAGCCACAUCAGUCCGAUUCACAUCUAUUAAAAAUUAUUGUGCAGUGAAAUGAAUGUGAAGUCCGAGCGGAGUCAGUUGUCAUUACGCAUGUAGAACGCAGCACGACUCAUUGAAGGGUCUCCUUUGUAGCUAUGAAAUACAGUGUCAUACAAGUCUAAAUGUUAAUGUACAAUAUGUUCAGUAUAGUUUCCAGACAUUCCCAUUCUGACGACAAAACCAAUAGACUAAAAGAACAUGACGAAAUCUGUUUUGGCCAUUCCUGACAUUUCUCUUAGGGUUUCAUGUAAAGCUAAACAGACAUCCUGUGUUCAGUCUUCACUUUUCGUCUCUUUAUCUAUGGCAAGCCUCAUAAUAAUGUAAAUGAUGUAUUUACAUGUAUAUACAGUAUAUUUCUUCUUUUUAUUUUUGUAGAAUGUAGAUAUGAAAUGGCCUUUGAGCCUCGUUCAUACUAUGCUAUUUGUGGAAAAGGCCAGACAAUUAGUUAUUCAGCAUUUGUUUAUUGUACAAAAACAAACAAAAAAAAUCACCUCUGAUGCCUUAAACAGGCUUUCUAGGCUUUUUUUCGUUUUUGUCUCCUGUUGUCCAGUAUUGAGGAGACAAGUUAUGCAUGUGUGAGAUGUGCAAAUGAGUGAAAGAGUGAGACAGAUUGUUAGUGUGUGUACCUUUUUAUUGACUAAUUCACUGUGAAUCCCUCUUGUGAUUGUCAAUAACAUGGCAUACCAAAACGACAGGGCGUAUCUUUUAACUCGAACUGGCCAAAGUCAAAAGAAACUAUCAGGGCACUGAUAUUGAAUAUAAGUUUGGGCAGAAAUCAUUUUAAGAAACGGAUUGAAUUUUGUGUCUGCAGAGGUGUAGGAUUCACAUGAGGGACACUGAAUUCAAAGCCUGUGAAAAGGUCAUUUAAAAAUCGACACCUCAGUGGGUUCUGUGGUUCAGUUUGAUGCAUUGUUUUGUGGUUUUUAUUGUCAUGGAUUUAAAAAAGUUACAUGUAAAAUAUAUCUUUUCUUCCUGUUGAUUUGCACAAAGAACAUUUUGUAAGAAUAUAUCUGGGGAAUAAGUGUGGUAACUCAUUGAAGUAAGCUUUGUAAUGUUUUUCUUUUUCUUUUUUGUGUGUAUGUGUAUUAAACUUUAAUGUCACUUUUGUCUGCACAAACUUUGUAAUGCCAGAGCAUCUUAUGUCAUUAACUAUACAAUACUAAAUUCUACUUUGGCUUUAAUUUAAUUAGUUUUUGAGGAAUGUUGCUGUUGCUUUAUGCAGGACAAUGACUGGUGUGUCAGUUGGUGUGGUGGGUUUCUCAAAAUAGAGGCAUUAGCAGUGAUAUACUAGAAAUAACUGUGAAAGAAAAAAAGCUGAUUCAUUCCAUAUUCCAUAAUCUGCUUGUCUGUACAACAUUGGUACAAGAGUCACAAAAAAUGUAGUACAUCAGUAUUUCAGUUUAUUAGUUAGUAGUUGAACUGUUGACAGCAUUUCAUUAGAAAGUGUCCUGUCUACACACCAAAACGGCUUGUUUGUUCAUCAUACGCUAAACGGCUGUCGGUCUCAUUUGAAUUCUCAUCUUCAGCUCCAAGGGAAAGCUUAAUUCUGUUUCCAUUUUUGCCAGUUGCUUCUUUUACAUGUGUGAAUGUAUUUUCAGAAUGUUUUCUCUCUUGUAUUUGUAGAGUUUAAUUGCAUAUGUUUGUGAAGCAAAAUGUUCAGAUUGUCUUUAGUUUACUUUGUAUUUCACUUCAGUUUACAAUAAAGUUUGUGACUUUU
This is a messenger RNA of Onychostoma macrolepis, 5409 nucleotides long. RefSeq names its product limb development membrane protein 1 (gene lmbr1). Lineage: Eukaryota; Metazoa; Chordata; Actinopteri; Cypriniformes; Cyprinidae. Gene Ontology annotation, biological process: signal transduction. The transcript is spliced from 17 exons. Gene Ontology annotation, molecular function: transmembrane signaling receptor activity. The record is from RefSeq and is a predicted model, not a curated record. The coding region runs from base 172 to 1656 and encodes 494 amino acids.